This is a messenger RNA of Lineus longissimus, 4921 nucleotides long. Its product is annotated as acyl-CoA:lysophosphatidylglycerol acyltransferase 1-like. The coding region runs from base 280 to 1377 and encodes 365 amino acids. NCBI's taxonomy places the organism in Eukaryota, Metazoa, Nemertea, Pilidiophora, Heteronemertea, Lineidae. Gene Ontology annotation, cellular component: endomembrane system; endoplasmic reticulum. Gene Ontology annotation, molecular function: acyltransferase activity. The transcript is spliced from 6 exons. Gene Ontology annotation, biological process: phosphatidylinositol acyl-chain remodeling. The record is from RefSeq and is a predicted model, not a curated record.
UUUGGCCUUGACUUUAGAAUCGAGGGCUGGAGAUUAUUUUUGUCAUAGUUCUCGCUUGAUAAGGAAAUUUUAUUUAGGCAUAUCAUUAAAAGAAUUAAUUAGAAAAUUGUAAGAGAAAACCAUUACGAGUUUUAUCAUCAUAUUUUAUACGAAUCGCACGGGUAACGUUAAAACUCAUCGAUGACCUUUGACCUGUGAAUAGGUUUCGAUUUUGGCUGGAAAAAAUCUAAAUAAUUCCCAAUUUCAACCAAUAAGCCAUUAUUUUCUGCUAAAUAAGGGAUGGAGUUGCCAAAAAUUAUGAUCUAUAUCCUGCGGGUACUGUUCAUCAUUGUCAAUAACUUUUAUUGCAUUCCAACAUAUAUGCUAUGGAUCCUUACCUUUCAACCACUACGGUAUCUCCAGCCGUCGUUGUAUUGGCUAAUAGAGGGCACUAUGUAUAAAUGGCUGCUGACGAUGGUCGGAUACUGGGGUUGGAUGUGCGGUCAUAGAAUUAUUGAGUACGGAGACGACAUCACGAAGUGUCUUGACAGAGAGACGUUGAUGCUAGUGAAUCACCAGAGUACGUGUGAUGUCCCGGCACUGAUGUAUGCGUUGAUAGACAAGGGGUCGGUCAUCAAUGAUAAAUUGUGGAUCAUUGACCGAGAUUUCAAAUAUUCAAAUUUCGGAUGGAUUUCUCAGUGUCACCGAGAUUUCUUCAUUGCACAGGGUAAGAAAAACAGCAGAGGUGACCAAUCAAAACAGUUAUCAGAUCACAUCGUGGAUCACUAUUGGCCCCUGAAAAGGAAAUGGAUUACAUUGUAUCCAGAGGGAGGGUUCCUGUACAAGAGAAGAGCUAGGAGUCAGAGAUAUGCACAAGAGCGUAACCUGCCAGUACUGGAGCAUGUAACUCUACCGCGGGUUGGCUGCCUGCACACCCUCCUUAACUUGCUAUCACCAAACUUAGAGACCAGGAAAGGGCCUAACCCUGAACUGUCAAAUUCCAUGAAACCUUCCCUGAAGUAUAUCAUUGAUCUUACGUUUGCUUACCCAAAUGGUAAAGCCUUGAACUUUGCUGAUUUUGCCAUCGGAACAGGGCGAUCUAUUGACUUUGCAUUACACUACAGAGUCUACCCUGCUAACGAAAUUCCGCUCGACAAUGAAGGACUCACAAAGUGGAUGUAUGAUCGUUAUGUCGAAAAGGAGGCUCUUCUUGAUGCGUAUUAUAAUACUGGAAAAUAUCCUAAAAUUCCACCGGGCCAUGAACAAAAUAAAGUUUUAGAAAGUCCACGGCAGGUUCUAGUAGAUGAGCGAUGGAUAUUCACUCUACAUCUUUUGUUCAUCUUCUCGUCUGCUGUGCACUAUGCUGCAUUUAGAUACUUUUUCUCUUUUAUAUUUUAAUGUUUAUUGCCAAAGAAUCUUUGAAGGUGAUUUCCAUCAUGCCAUGUUCUUCCAAGUGAAGCUGUUUUUGCCAUUUGUACUUGUGCGCUGUAGUUAAAGACUAAAGUCUGCUCUAAAACUGACAUGCAUCUGGUCGUAAUUUAAGUGUGAUUUUCAUUCAAUUCCACAGCGCCGUUAAACGCUAAUCAAAACUACUUUUUCUCAAGGACGAAAUUUGUCAGCCUAAGAAGUAUCUUUCAAGGGAUUCUGCUGUAACUGGCCUACUAUACUUUCCAUGAUCUUGGGGCAUUCCGCACUCUGUUUUACAGAAAUAUUGCAACAUAUUAUGAAUGUAGAAGUAACGAAGUGAGCGACUGGUUUUUGGUACACUGAAUAUUUAAGUUUUCCAUUUGGCCCAAAUGUUGGUAAUGCUGUGGUAUGGUUAACUUCAAAUGUUGGUAUAUGGCACAUAACGCGUUAAUAGGAUUGUCCUUUAAGGCAAAUCGAGUGCAAUAUAUCCCUUGGUGUAUAAUUCCAGCUGGCUACCAAAUUUAUAGUCUAAAGUCUGGGUACUGAUGCAAUGAUAAGUGUCAUAGUUCGGCACUACAAAUACACUUAAAAGUAUUAUUAUUGUGUGCUUAUUUUUGAGUCUGAAGCAGUGUUUGCACAAACUUAAGAUAAAAUUCACUGCUAGAAGUCUUACAUGUAUGUUUCAUAAAGACGUAUUAUUUUAUUUUGCUGGUCAAUGUCUGCUACUUUCUGUUUUAAAUUUGCAAUUAUGUUAAGCUUCUGAAAUGUGUGUAACUUGCUUUAAUACACCCAAAAAGUGUAAAAUUAACCAGCACCCCAAGAUUUUUGUGUUUGUAUUUUAAUAAAUAUAAUGUGAACAAUAAGCUAAGGAAAGGCCGUUUUAACCCAAAACCGUCAGAUCCCCUUUAAGUUGGGGCCAGGGCAAUACCUAAUAAUAUUAAAAAUCCCUGGUGUAAGAUUGCACCAGUAAUAAUUGAAGUGAUUGGUUUCUGAAAUGUUUACUAAACCAGCUUGCUGAUUUACCCUUAUACAGUGGUCGUCAACUCCUAAAGGUCAACAGUAGCAUUUCCUCUUUCUAGUCGUGUAGAUUUCCAUAGCCAAAAGUUGUUCAAAUUUAAAGUUAAAAAUAAUGCAUUUAGUUCAAUAGUAUAUAUAGUUCACAGUGCUUCAACAUGUGUAACUCAAUGAAAGCUAUUACUAGAAAUAUUGAUCAAUAUCGCUGCCAAGUUUACUCUUGGGGCCUGGCCAACAGCAUACUAAAGAUCAAUUGAUAUUAUCCUUUGUCAGAAUUCCAACUUUUAAUGGCACAUGAUAUCACAUAGUCAUUAUUCGAAUAGAAUAUUCCUCAUUUUCUGUACGUUUGUAACUUUCACAGACAAUCACAACUAUUGAUGGAUGCAGCAGGUGCAUGCUAGCAGAUUUAAUGCAUACACAAGAUGUACAGUCAUUCAGAAGUUUAAUCAAUCCGAAUGCAUUGAAGCACAUAUAUACAUUCAGUGAAAUGUUAUGGUGAGGUGUAAGAGAAAACUCCGCUUAGUAUGAUAUGAACAAUGACUAUUUUAUUGUUUGCUUUGUAAAAAAAUGCACAUUUUAACUUAUGAGUUUAUACAGGGUGUAUCGAGACAACAUACCAGAUUCGUUUGCCAGCACAAAAUGGCAGUUAAUCUUUUAAAACUGGGUUGCAUGAUGGCCUUGACGUGGCUUGAUCGACCUAGUGAGAAAAAUCAAUGAAAAGAACAACCGCUUUGAAGUGACAAUCGAGACAUCGGGGUUGCCUGAAUGUAUUCAAGAUUGAGGUUCGAUUGGGUAUGCUUCGAUGCACUGAGAGACAGUAUAGUCACUCAGUUAUACAAUUUUUAAAUACAGUAGGACCUCUCUAUUAACGACACCCUUGGGACUGACAAAUGCUGUCCUUAAUAGAGAGGUGUCCUGAUAAGAGAGGUCGAAAUUAAUGGAAACAACCAAUUUGGGACCAAAACUAGUGUCCUUAAUAGAGAGGUUGUCCUUUAUAGAGAGGUGUCCGCUAAGGGAGGUUCCACUGUACAUGCGAAAUUGAAUGUAUUUUCUCCUUCAGUUUAAAAAUAAUGGAGUGCCAGGUGGCUGUUAUAUUUUUUUCAUGUAUAAGGGAAAAAUUGUCUCUCCUCAAAGAUGAUAUUUGUGUGAUCUACAUGUUUUGAACUCUCCUCCGCUUGGACUUUUAACGCUCCCUACUUUUCUCUUGAAUGUCAUAUCUUGCCUCAAAUCUAAUACUGUAUGUAUACUGGUGUUUCAUUUUCAUGGCUUUAAAGGGAUAAUAUAGGCAGCAGCUAGGCAGGCAAGAUAAAGUACAUGAAGUCGCCAAUAGGCUCACAGUAUGUCAAAAUGAUUCACGUUUGUACGAGGAAUACACUUAGUGCUGAGUCUGACAUGAACAAGGGCCCUUAUUGUGUAUGUUAGUCACAUGAAGAUGGCCAAAUUAGCCCCUCUGCUCCUGCCUAUAGUCCCCCUUUAAUAAUGAAUAAUUUCAAUUCAUGAAAAAGAAGACGCAAGAUUUUGCGGUAUACAGUCCAUUUUCUAGCGGCACUUUAUCUUAUUCUGCCAAAUGAUGAGAUCUUUGUUGAAAUUAUUAGUAUGCAACGAAGUGUGCUAAUUUAUAUUCCAAUCUUUUUACAUGAAUAUGUAUAAUUUGCACAAUUCUAAUAGGCUUUUAACUUUUGUUUGUUAAUUUUUUUUCAGCGUGGUGCUAAUGAAAAACAAAGCAUAGUUAUUAGUUAACUAAUGCAUAUUAAUGCAUUUUGAUAACAAUGCCCACAGUAGUAUUUUGAUGACCGAGUUUCAAUCAUAUAUCUACAUUGUAGUUUUGUCAUUUAAGUUAAUCAAGUUCGCACAACCAACUGAAUUAGAAAAAUGAUAAAUGUGGAUUUUUUUGUGAUAAAAUGAUUUUAAAAAAGUGAUUUAAAUCUCUCAUUUGUUUUCAAAUCCUGAGGCCACUUGCGCACAUUGUACUCUUUAUGAGGCCACUUGGUGUCCAAUGUAAUUGUUUUGAUGCAUACUUGUACACCUGGUACUGAUGAAUUUAGAAGUGACGUAGUUGGGAAGGGCCUUUAACUUAUUCUGUCAUUUACAAAUCAGUGUCAUGGACACUUGAACUAGAGAGGUAAAGGUACAUGUAGUUUUGAGUGAGGAUUUUGUUUGCUAAUGUAGUGCAUGUGUUUAGUUGAACAUGUUCUUCCUCGGGCAAUAUUAUGUGGCCCACUUGUGAGUGUGAAUUGAACAGUAUUGCCCAAUGGUUGCGAGAACAUUCGAACAAAUGUGAACAUUAUUGUUAAGAAAGUAUAUUGAGAAACCAGGGGUAUCGGGCUUUUAUGAGUUUAGCCCACCAUUUACGCCGUAUCAUCAACGGAUGCCCCCAGAUCGUGACUUUAUUUGACUGGAACUGUGCAAUUUCAUGCGCCCUUACUAUCUAUAUAUGGACCAAUUAUAAAAUAUGCAUUUUGUGACUUUGUGAUGUACAUGUAGCUACUGAUUUUUCACUUUGUUUUUAUUUCACAUUAAU